GGGGCGCGGCCGCCGGGAGCAGCGGGAGCGGAGCCGCAGCGAGCGGAGCGGAGCGGAGCAGAACGGAGCGCGGGGCUCGGCGCUGCCCGGCCGGCCGAGCAUGCACUGAGCGAGCGGCCCCGGGCUCGGAGCCGCCCCGCUGCAUGCUGUGGGGAGACACGGUCGCGAUAAUAAAUGAUAGAGGAUACAAUGACUUUGCUGUCUCUGCUGGGUCGGAUCAUGCGUUACUUCUUGCUCAGACCGGAGACCCUGUUCUUGCUGUGCAUCAGCCUGGCCCUGUGGAGUUAUUUCUUCCACACGGAUGAGGUGAAAACCAUUGUUAAGUCCAGCAGGGAUGCGGUGAAGAUGGUGAAGGGCAAGGUGGCCGAGAUCAUGCAGAAUGACAGGCUCGGGGGUUUAGACGUGCUGGACGCUGAGUUCUCCAAGACCUGGGAGUUCAAGAGCCACAACGUGGCUGUCUACUCCAUCCAAGGCCGCAGGGAUCACAUGGAGGACAGGUUCGAAGUAAUCACCGACCUGGUGAACAAGACUCACCCCUCCAUCUUCGGGAUAUUUGAUGGGCACGGAGGAGAGUCGGCGGCGGAGUACGUGAAGGCGCGGCUGCCCGAGGUGCUGAAGCAGCACCUGCAGGACUACGAGCGCGACAAGGAGAACAGCGUGCUGUCCUACCAGAGCAUCCUGGAGCAGCAGAUCCUCUCCAUCGACAGGGAGAUGCUGGAGAAGCUCACCGUGUCCUACGAUGAGGCAGGCACCACGUGUCUGAUCGCCCUCCUGUCCGACAAGGAGCUGACCGUGGCCAACGUGGGCGACUCCCGGGGCGUGCUCUGUGACAAGGAUGGCAAUGCCAUCCCCCUGUCCCACGACCACAAGCCCUACCAGCUGAAGGAGAGGAAGAGGAUUAAGAGAGCUGGUGGGUUCAUCAGCUUCAACGGCUCGUGGCGCGUGCAGGGCAUCCUGGCCAUGUCGCGCUCGCUGGGCGAUUACCCCCUGAAGAACCUGAACGUGGUGAUCCCCGACCCCGACAUCCUGAGCUUUGACCUGGACAAACUGCAGCCAGAGUUCAUGAUCCUGGCCUCAGACGGGCUGUGGGACGCCUUCAGCAACGAGGAGGCCGUGCGGUUCAUCAAGGAGCGCCUGGACGAGCCGCACUUCGGGGCCAAGAGCAUCGUGCUGCAGUCCUUCUACAGAGGCUGCCCCGACAACAUCACAGUCAUGGUGGUGAAGUUCAGGAAUAGCAGCAAAGCAGAGGAGCAGCAGUGAGGAGCCCCCGGGCCCCCUCAGGACUCAGAACAGUUUGUCCGUGGUGGGAAGCUCCAGGAACGCCGUGCGGGCUCUGCCGCGGCUACGGAUCUCUCUGGGCUCUGCUCGUGGCUUGGCAAAAGGAGCAAUACAACAAAUAAAUCCGUGCUGAGCCACCACAAGAAUCCAGUUUGUCCCCUGUCCCUGCCCUGUGCCCUCGCUGCUCCCUAGAACGACUGGAACCUCCCACUUCUCACUUUUCUUUAGGAAUCCCGUGUAGGGUUUUGGUUUGAUUCCUCCCCCGGUGGCUCAGGGGCACGGCAGGGGCAGGGCAGUGCUGCUGCUUCUCCCUCCUGGGUGCCACUGCUCAGGAGCUGCUCUCCUGUUCCUCGUCUCUGCACCCUGCAGUGCUAGGGGUGGGUGGGAGAAGGGUUUGUGCUGUGAAGGAGGAAGAGGAGCCAACUCUCAGCCUGCUCCGCUGCUGGCUCUCGCUUUGUGCAGCCUCCCCCCGAAACAAACCCCUGCCAAGCAUGUGAGUAGGUAGAGCUCCUGAAUUACCACGUUUAUUCAGGCUGUGCAUUGCUCUAGGACAGUUCUUCUAGGCCAUAGUGUAUCCAAACCAACUCAUGGUGAACUUCAGCAAAACCCUGGGAGCUCUGAACCUCCUGGAUGGGAGCAGAGCUCAGCUGUGGCAGCAGAGUGUAUGUCCCUCACCGAGAAUCACCCUGACCUUACUUCUGUGGCAUGGACUUGGAAAGGGAUGUGAGAGGAAAUGGAUUUCACUGGUGACUGUCGGGAACCUCAGCCAAGCAGGGCGUUCCUCAGAGCUACCUAGCUGGAAGUCAAGUCUGUGUUAGACUUCCUUGUACCACUGCAGAUGGAUUUGUGGUGUUAAUCCCAGGGCAGACCCCUCUGAACGGGCUUUUGGGAUGACAUGCAAAUGCCAGGCAGCAUCAAUGCACUGUAGAGAUGAAAGGUUGUGUUAAAUCUAGAUUUUAAAAGUAUGUUUAGAUCUAACUUUCAGUAUUUAAUUGUAUUUUGGGAUCUGUGACUGCUGUAAGUUGGAAUGAGGACAGUUUGGGUUUGCUGCACCUCUGGUGCCAGCUGUGUCAUGGCAGGGGGACAGGGCAGGCAGGAUUUUGGAUGGCUCCUUGAUCCUUAUCCUGCCUUACAGGAGUCCUUGGGAUCUCCCCGGAACGUGGUCCUGGACAAUCUGCUCAAAUCUUCAGGGUGAUGGAGGCUGCCUGUGUUUGGGUGUGGAGCUGGGUCAGGGAUGUGAUGGAUUCCCUGGCCCUGGCUGUUCCUUGGGAAAGUCCAGUAUUCCUCAUUUCCCAGCUGCUGGCCCCCCUGCUCACCUGCAGGGGUCUGGGGUGGGGCUGAGCUGUGCUGGGGAGGUGCUCAGGGGCUCGGGGUCUCUCAAGGCAAAAAAUCAAAGAGCACAAACUUCUGCUCGAGAAGGAAUCCCCAUCUUUGUCUUGUUUCGUCCCUAGGUCACCUCUCCCCCAGCAAACUUCCCUCCUUUGAUUUGUUCGGGGGUAAUCCCAGCCCUUGACUGGCUCUGGUGGUAUUUCCAAGAUGUGUCUGGAGCCCUGUGCUGAUGCUGAACCCCGGGGAGAGCCCCUGAGAAGUGUCCAGCAGGCAGCAGCCUGCCCUGCUCCUCUCCCAGGGGAUGGGAUCUCCCUGCCCCUUCCAUCCCUGGCUGCCCAGCUGAGCAGGGAGCAGGAAUUGCAAUAAUUGCUGCAGCAGUUGCAGUGUGCCCGGGCAGUGAGGGCAGAGUGCUGGCAAGUGCAGCCCUGGUGGCAAGGAUUCCGUGGGAAUGCUGGGUCUGGCCUGGGAUGGCACAGGGCAGUGGGGGAGCAGCUCCAGGCAGAGCUCAGUGGGUGGAGUUUGCCUUCCCUGUCCCCUUCCCUGUCCCCUUCCCUGUCCCCUUCCCUGUGGAGGGCCCAGCUGUCCUGGGGAAGGAGGAAUUCCAUCCAGCAGCUCUGCAGGGGAGGGAUGUGUGUGAGCAGACAUCCCCACUGACCCAUCCCAGGCACUGCAAUGCUGGCCAUGCCCAGGAAAACAGCCCAGAUCCAGCUGGGGUGGGAUCCCUGGCUGCAGGGAGCAUUCCUGAGGGAUCCAUGAGCUCUGAGCACAGCCCUGGACUGCCAGGAGCAGGAGCUGGCAGGGAUGGCAGCCAGGAGGGAGCCUGGCAGGGCAGUGAGCCACUCCUCGGCAUUCAGGCCAGCACACCAGGGCAGGAGUGGUUUGCAGGUUUGCCUGGAUCCUUCCAGGACCAUUCCAGGAUCGUUCCCUGUCCCUCAGGCAGCUCCCAGCCAGCCCUGUGCCAGCCUCCCAGGUGGCUGCAGCUGCAGCAGGAGCUGGCUCAGCACCUUCAGCUUCCUCCCCCCUCCCUGGCAGGGCUGUCCUGGCCAGAGCCAUCCAUGCCAACCAUCUCUGCUCAGCCCGGGGGUUUUUUCUUUGGUUGCUGUGAAAAAGGAGCUUCAGCUGCUUCAGGUUGGAAGAGGAAGGACCGAUGGAGGUGAGAGGCUUUGUGUGGUCUCCCACAUCCACAGGCAGUGCCUACCUGUGCUCCCAGCUGGGAGGUUUGGAAGCUUUCCCUCCAAAUGGAAGCAUUUCCAGCUUUCCAGUGGUGCUGAUUUGUGCCAAACUCUGUGGUGACCCAGCUGGGGGCUGGCAGGAUGAACUCCUUGGGCACAUUGCUUAUGCAGCCUGGCCAGUGCAGGGCUCUCCCGCUGCCUUAACACUCCAUCCUCCAGCUGGGAAGGUGCUGUGGCCAGGAAUCUCCUGCCUUCCUGCUGCUCUGCUCCCAAAGCCAGGGAGCUCCUCCUGCUCACCCAGCCAGCUUUGGUGGCUCCAUCCCCCUGGGGACAGCUGGAGCCUCAGGACACAGGGAGGAGCAUCUUCAGAUGGCCCGGGGUGACAAAGGGACCUUGAGCCACGGGGCUGAGCCAGUGCUGGGGAAUUGGGCUGUUCCCAAAUGGGGCUGUUCCCAAACUGGGCUGUUCCCAAACUGGGCUGUUCCCAAACUGGGCUGUUCCCAGGGACAUCCCAGCACUCUGGAAUUACGCUGUUCCCAAACUGGGCUGUUCCCAGGGACAUCCCAGCACUCUGGAAUUACGCUGUUCCCAAACUGGGCUGUUCCAGGGAUAGCCCAGCUCCCAGUGCUCUGGAAUUGGGCUGUUCCCAGGGAUGUCCCAAUGCUCUGGAAUUGGGCUGUUCCCAAACUGGGCUGUUCCCAAACUGGGCUGUUCCCAGGGACAUCCCAGCACUCUGGAAUUGGGCUGUUCCCAAAUUGGGCUGUUCCAGGGAUAGCCCAGCUCCCAGUGCUCUGGAAUUGGGCUGUUCCCAGGGAUGUCCCAAUGCUCUGGAAUUGGGCUGUUCCUGAAUUGGGCUGUUCCAGGGACAUCCCAGCACUCUGGAAUUGGGCUGUUCCCAAACUGGGCUAUUCCAGGAGUAGCCCAGCUCCCAGUGCUUGGGAAAUUGGGCUGUUCCCAGGGACAUCCCAGUGCUUGGGAACUGGGCUCUUCCUAAACUGGGCUGUCCCCAGGGAUGUCCCAGCUCCCAGUGCUCAGGAACUGGGCUGUUCCCAAACUGGGCUGUUCCCAAAUUGGGCUGUUCCCAGGGACAUCCCAGCACUCUGGAAUUGGGCUGUUCCCAAAUGGGGCUGUUCCCAAACUGGGCUGUUCCAGGGAUACCCCAGCUCCCAGUGCUCUGGAAUUGGGCUGUUCCCAGGGAUGUCCCAGCACUCUGGAAUUGGGCUGUUCCUGAAUUGGGCUGUUCCAGGGACAUCCCAGCACUCUGGAAUUGGGCUGUUCCCAAACUGGGCUGUUCCAGGAGUAGCCCAGCUCCCAGUGCUUGGGAAAUUGGGCUGUUCCCAGGGACAUCCCAGUGCUUGGGAACUGGGUUCUUCCUAAACUGGGCUGUCCCCAGGGAUGUCCCAGCUCCCAGUGCUCAGGAACUGGGCUGUUUCCAAAUUGGGCUGUUCCCAGGGCCAUCCCAGCACUCUGGAAUUGGGCUGUUCCCAAAUUGGGCUGUUCCCAAGUUUAUCUGCUCCCGGGGAUGUCCUGGGACUGUUCCCCAGCUCCCAGUGCUCUGGAAUUGGGCUGUUCCCAGGGAUGUCCCAGUGCUCUGGAAUUGGGCUGUUCCAGGGACAUCCCAGCACUCUGGAACUGGGCAGUUCCCAAACUGGGCUGUCCCCAGGGGUGUCCCAGCUCCCUCCCCUGGGAUGCUCUGCUGGUUCCCUCAGCCUGCAGCACGGAUUGCUGUGGAGUUCACCCAUCCCUCGGAUCCUUCCUGGAAUUCCUGGCAGGGCUGGAAUGUCCCAGCCUGUCCCCAGCUUAGUGGCACGGUGGCUCCUUCUGCUGGCCUGAGACAUUCCCACAAGCCCCACAGCAGCCCCUGGGAUAAAGGAAAUGGUUAAACCAUUUCCAGAGGUGAAAUUAAAAAUAUUGUGAAGAUUUUAGAAUCCAGGAGUCACCAUUAAAGCACUGCAUCAGCUUGGCUGCAGAAACACCAAUGCCACAGCCUCAAAAAAAAAAAAAAAAGGGAAUUUUGUGUCUCAGGAUAGAGGACAGCCCUGCUUUAAAUGAUAUGGGUUUGUUGCUAGUGUAGCUGAUACUUGUUUUACACAGAGAAGCAUUUAGUCAGUGGUUAUAUCACAGAAAAAACACCUCACCAGCCCUUCAGCCCCAAAGCAGGAUUGUAGGCCUCUGAACAAAAUUCCAGGUGAGGAUGUUCUGCUGGAAUUUGGCCCCUGCAGAGCCCAGAUCUGCAGCCCUGGUGCCCAAUAAUUUCAUAAAUGGCCUUUCUGAAACUCCCAGAGAAAAAGAUCUGUACAGACAAUUCGUCAGGAGCUGAAGUUUUGUUGCUUUUGUUUUUCCAGUGCUGACUGGACAAGGCUUAGGGGAGCCUGUGGAUAAAUUUCGAUUUUCCUGAGGCAACUUAAUAUUCCAGGGAUCAGCUCUGGAGGAUAAUCUGGGUGCUCUGGGAAGCAAAACCUGGUGGGUGCAGCUGGAGCCUUGCCAGAGCCACAAACAGAGGUUGGAGGGCAAUUCUGGAGGGGAAAAUGUGUGGAUUCCAUGGGUUUGGGCAGCUCCUGUGCCUGCUCUGCUCAGCCCUGAGGGAUGAGGGGGGUUUAAGGUCCCUUCCAACCCAAACCAGUCUGGGAUUCUGGGAAUUACCAGCACUAGGGAACUGAAGCACUUUUCCAAGCACAUUUCAUGGCCAAUCCUGCAUUUUUUUGCAGCCUGUGGGGUUGCACCCAUGGGCACAGGCAGCCUCUGACACCAAACAUCCAUCAGUGCGAGGCAGAAUGUAGGGAAAUAUCCCAAAAUAUCCUGUUACACCGGGCCCAGGGGGUGCUGCCCUACAUCUCCCCCGUGAUUUGUGGGGAAUUCCUUUGUGCCAGGCUGCCCACAAAGCACUGCAGCAUUUUAACUCCUCUGAAAUAACAUCCAGACUGGGAAUUUCACCUUGGAACACACUUCUGCUCCCCACCCAGCAGCAACUUCCAAUAUCUUUGCCCAAUUAAUUAACAUCAUUAUUAUUAUUACUAUUAUUAUUAUUAUUAGUCUUUUCAGGUCAAGAAGCCCCACAGCUUUCCUAUCAAAAUCACAAAUAUUUUGAAUUCUGAUUUAAUACAGCUGCAUGAGAAAAAAAAAAAAACUUAAUUGGGAUUUGGGAAACCUUUAAGCCAGUGUUUUACACUUUGUUUUUAGUACAAUAUUCUAAGUAGAUGCAAUAAAAUUUGGCCCUUCCCUACUUCAAUGCCCAGAUUAUUUCAUGCUUUUGAGGUUUUUCACCUUUUGCCAGGCUGCUCACACUAAAAACUUCCCUAAAAUGGCUUUGAGCAGAAACAGGAGCUCAGUUAGGAAUUUUACAGCCUUUUAAGCAAUAAUAAAGUCAGAAUCAAAUACAAGCCAGACUUGGAAAUGAGGUUUUUUUAGGAAAACCAGGAGCAGGAUGGUUGUUUGUCCAAUGCUGCUGGCACUGUAAAUGACAAUUAACUUCAGGUGGCACAAAGAGAUCACUGUGUAUAAACCCAAGCCUUGGAACCUGUGAGCAGUGUCAGCAUUUGGGGCACAAAAACCCCGAAUUCCUGCAGGUGACAGGAGAAUUUCUGGCCAUCCUCACCUCCCCAGGACUCUCAUUCCUCCCUCACCACGAGCACUCUCUGCUUUACCCAUUUUCUGUAGGCAGCAGAGUCAUAACUGCAUUUUUAUUUUGGAGAAAGCAAUACAAGCUGUGCUGUAGUAUCAGUGUUCUUGUGGUAAAUAAUUCAUUCCUAAGCUUUUCACGUGGCAGCCUUGGAGAAUGGAGGGGUUUGGGGUUUGAGAUGUGCAAACAAUCCCAGAACAAGGCAGUUCUCCCAGUACCUGCUCAGAGAACAAUCAAAUCCCAGCUCCUAAACCCACAGCACAGCAGGAAUUUCACCUGGAUCUAGGAAUACAAGAGCAUCAUUCCCUCAGUUAUGCAAUACUGUAUUCCCCCCCCCCCCAAAAAAAAAAAAAAAGAAAAGAAAAUAGCCUUUAUUUUUUAAAAGCUUUGACCUUUUCACCAUCAGAACACCGAAAUCCUUGUCUGGAGAGUGUUGUCCCCAAGACUUUUUCAUCCCUGUAAAACCACAAGCCCAUCCUGCAAUCCCACCCCAGGGCCAGGUGCGGCUGUGGAGCAGAGCCAAAGCCAGCAGUGUCCCCCGACUGCUGGGGGCUCUGGUGACCCCUGAGCCUGCUGCUGCAGCUCUGGGCAGCCCCGAGCUCUGCCAGGGCUGUGGGCAGCCAGCCCCCAGCUCUGCCAGGGCUGUGGGGUGGUGCCAGCCCGAGGGGAAGCCCUGGAGCGUGGCCAGGACGUCUCCGCAGUCCCUCCCCCGUGUAGUGGAUGUGUCCAGGUUAAUUCUGUUCAUGCAAUUGCAAAUUCUGUAUCGUUGUCCAUUAGAAGUGUAAACUACUGAAAACUGGGCCUUGCUGAUAUGAAUAAAGUGAUUAAAAAAUGGUCUUCACA
Messenger RNA from Haemorhous mexicanus (house finch), 8241 nucleotides. RefSeq names its product protein phosphatase, Mg2+/Mn2+ dependent 1L (gene PPM1L). Gene Ontology annotation, biological process: protein dephosphorylation. The record is from RefSeq and is a predicted model, not a curated record. Gene Ontology annotation, molecular function: protein serine/threonine phosphatase activity; cation binding. NCBI's taxonomy places the organism in Eukaryota, Metazoa, Chordata, Aves, Passeriformes, Fringillidae. The transcript has 4 exons. Bases 175 to 1260 code for a protein of 361 amino acids.